Molecule: messenger RNA, 1686 nt
Organism: Ascochyta rabiei
Lineage: Eukaryota; Fungi; Ascomycota; Dothideomycetes; Pleosporales; Didymellaceae
Exons: 2
Coding region: 1-1686 (561 amino acids)
Biological process (GO): carbohydrate transport; transmembrane transport
Cellular component (GO): membrane
Molecular function (GO): carbohydrate:proton symporter activity
Source: RefSeq, a predicted model, not a curated record
AUGUCUCGUCGCAACAGCAGCGUCGUCGCCGUCGACGUCGACCAGGCGCGCAAGCUCUCCGUCGCCAUGCCUGAUCUCAAGCACGUCUCCCACAGCGCCAACAAGGCCACUGAGCUGGAGCGCAACAUGACACUGCGCGAAGGCAUCAGGCUCUACCCCAAGGCUGUUGCUUGGUCCGUCCUGCUCUCCACCGCUAUCAUCAUGGAGGGAUUCGACAAAGUCCUCAUCAGCUCUCUUUUCGCCGCCCCAGCUUUCAAACAGCGAUAUGGCUCCCAGCUCGCCAAUGGAGAUUGGGAGAUCACCGCAGCAUGGCAGUCUGGCCUGCAGAACGGUGCCUUUGUUGGUGAAUUCUUCGGUCUGCUCCUCAACGGUUACAUUGCGGAUCGUUUCGGCUACAGGAAGACGAUGAUGGGCGCAUUGUUUGUCGUCAACCUCUUCAUCUUCAUUGUUUUCUUCGCCCAGAACAUUCAGAUGCUCCUUGUUGGCCUUAUCUGCUGCGGUAUUCCGUGGGGUGUCUUCCAGACGUUGACCUGCACCUAUGCCGCAGAGGUCACGCCCGUCCCACUCCGCCCUAUCCUUACCACCUACGUCAACCUCUGCUGGGUCAUGGGCCAGUUCCUCGCUUCCGGUGUUCUCAAGGGCGUUGCCCUCCGUCCCGACCAGUGGGCCUACCGCAUCCCGUACGCGCUGCAGUGGCUUUGGCCUACUCCCAUCCUCAUCGGCAUCUACUUCGCCCCUGAAUCUCCCUGGUGGCUCAUCCGCAAGGGUCGUGAUGAGAUGGCCAAGGCCAUGGUGCUGCGCUUGACCUCACCUGAAAAGCUCACCAACUUCGACGCCGACGAGGCCAUUGCUAUGAUGCGUCACACCAACGAGCUCGAGAAGGCUGUUUCCGAGGGCACUUCCUACGUUGACUGCUUCCGCCGAACUGAUCUUCGCCGCACUGAGAUCGCCGCUAUGACCUGGUUCACGCAGGCUUUCUGCGGUGCUGCCCUCAUUGGACAAUCGACCUACUUCUUCGUCCAGGCCGGUCUCAGCGAGUCCAAUUCCUUCUCCAUGUCGCUCGGCCAGUACGCCAUUGGCGCCGUCGGUGUCUUCAUCGCUUGGAUACUCAUUCCUCGUGUUGGUCGUCGCACCCUCUACGUCUACGGCGAUCUGGCCAUGGUCACCAUUCUACUCCUCAUCGGAUUCUGUGGAAUCAUCCCCAAGGGCAACCAAGGCGCUCAGUGGGCCAUUGGUGCCCUUCUCCUUGUUUUCGCCUGCGUCUACAACAUCACCGUCGGCCCCGUUUGCUACGCCAUUGUCGCUGAAAUCCCGUCCACCCGUCUCCGCCAGAAGACGGUCGUCUUGGCCCGCAACUUCUACAAUCUGGCUUCCUGCGUCGCCAACGUCUUGACCCCACGCAUGUUGAACCCCGGUGCAUGGGAUUGGGGCGCCAAAACCGGCUUUUUCUACGCCGGCACCUGUUUCCUCUGCUUCGUCUGGGCCUUCUUCCGCCUUCCCGAGGCCAAGGGCCGCACCUACGCCGAGCUCGACACUCUGUUCGAGAAGAAGGUUCCUGCACGCCAGUUCAAGCACACGGUUGUCGACAGCUUCCACGUCGAUGGCGAUUCCAGCAGCGACUAUGGCAUGGAGAAGAAUGGCGCUCAUACACAUCUGGAGACCGUCCAUUCCAAGGAUAGGGCGUAG